CCCCUCAAAUACAAUACUUUCUGCGAGAGAGAGAAGAGAGAGAGAGAGAAAGAAAGAAAGAUAAAAAGUGGGUUUCUGAGAGAGAGAGAGACAGAGAGAUGAGGGAGGUGUUGAGCAUUCACAUAGGACAAGCGGGGAUUCAGGUGGGGAAUUCAUGCUGGGAGCUGUAUUGCCUCGAACAUGGCAUUCUUCCCGAUGGCAUGAUGCCCAGUGACACCACCGUUGGUUAUGCACAUGAUGCCUUCAAUACCUUCUUCAGUGAAACCAAUGCUGGCAAGCAUGUGCCUAGGGCAAUAUUUGUUGAUCUGGAACCAACUGUGGUCGAUGAAGUUAGGACUGGGAAAUACAGACAACUUUUUCAUCCCGAGCAACUUAUUUCUGGAAAAGAGGAUGCCGCUAAUAACUUUGCCAGAGGACAUUAUACAGUGGGGAAGGACAUCAUUGAGAUAUGCCUUGAUCGAGUGAGAAAAUUAGCUGACAAUUGCACUGGCUUGCAAGGGUUUUUGGUUACUAACGCUGUUGGCGGUGGCACUGGUUCUGGAUUGGGGUCCUUGCUUUUGGAGCGCUUGUCUGUAGAAUAUGGCAAGAAGUCAAAACUUGGCUUCACAAUCUAUCCUUCUCCUCAGGUCUCGACUGCAGUUGUGGAGCCUUACAACAGUGUGUUGUCCACUCAUUCCCUCCUUGAACACACAGAUGUUGCUGUGCUCUUAGACAAUGAAGCUAUAUAUGAUAUCUGCAAGAGAUCCCUAGACAUUGAAAGGCCAACUUACACCAACUUAAAUCGCUUGAUAUCUCAGGUCAUCUCAUCGUUGACCACUUCCCUGAGGUUUGAUGGAGCCAUUAAUGUCGACAUUACAGAGUUCCAAACUAACCUUGUGCCAUACCCUCGUAUUCAUUUUAUGCUCUCUUCUUAUGCACCGGUGAUCUCUGCUGCAAAAGCUUACCAUGAGCAGCUAUCCGUUCCUGAAAUCACAAAUUCUGUGUUUGAGCCCUCAAACAUGAUGGCCAAAUGUGACCCGAGGCACGGAAAGUACAUGGCUUGUUGUUUGAUGUAUCGUGGAGAUGUAGUACCCAAGGAUGUCAAUGCUGCUGUUGGUACCAUUAAGACAAAACGAACUGUUCAGUUUGUCGACUGGUGCCCGACUGGUUUCAAGUGUGGCAUUAAUUAUCAGCCACCUACAGUGGUGCCAGGGGGUGAUCUUGCAAAGGUGCAGCGUGCGGUUUGCAUGAUAAGCAACAACACAUCAGUGGCAGAAGUUUUCUCCCGAAUUGACCACAAGUUUGAUCUGAUGUAUGCCAAGCGAGCAUUUGUGCACUGGUAUGUCGGCGAAGGCAUGGAGGAAGGUGAGUUCUCAGAAGCCCGUGAGGAUCUUGCUGCUCUUGAGAAGGACUACGAGGAAGUUGGGGCAGAAGGCGUUGAUGAUGAAGAUGAAGCAGAAGACUACUGAAUGUAAUUUUGUUGUUGAAAGAUGAAUGAUUUAUUAAUGCCUGCAUAUCUUUCUAUUGUUUGAUGCCAAACCUUUGGGCCUUUUUUCUUUCUUUUUGUGAUAAUGGUUCUCUUCUUGCAUUAAUGGUUUGAAUGACAUCUCUGUUUUCAUUUU
Molecule: messenger RNA, 1601 nt
Organism: Camellia sinensis
Lineage: Eukaryota; Viridiplantae; Streptophyta; Magnoliopsida; Ericales; Theaceae
Product: tubulin alpha-5 chain
Biological process (GO): microtubule-based process
Cellular component (GO): microtubule
Molecular function (GO): GTP binding; structural constituent of cytoskeleton
Source: RefSeq, a predicted model, not a curated record